Messenger RNA from Caenorhabditis briggsae, 1338 nucleotides. RefSeq names its product Protein CBR-PNK-1 (gene Cbr-pnk-1). The record is from RefSeq and is a predicted model, not a curated record. Gene Ontology annotation, cellular component: cytosol; nucleus. Bases 1 to 1338 code for a protein of 445 amino acids. Lineage: Eukaryota; Metazoa; Nematoda; Chromadorea; Rhabditida; Rhabditidae. Gene Ontology annotation, biological process: coenzyme A biosynthetic process. The transcript has 9 exons. Gene Ontology annotation, molecular function: ATP binding; pantothenate kinase activity.
AUGGGACACACAUCUGUGACGUCACCCAGACGCAUUUCACCACGGGGUAGUCCGCCACACUUGAGGCGAACUCCACCAAAGUUUCGAAAAGUUUUGGUGCUCAAAGAAAAGAGAUCGGCCGAACCAGAAAACCCAGUGAUGGAUGAGCUACUGUUGUCAUCGAAAUUAAAACGGGUAGAUUCAGCGACCGGAUGUGUAUCCCCACGUGUUCCUGCUGGAGAUGCUCUUCCAUCCGCCGUCUCUGUUCCACGUCCAGCUCAAAAGGCGCCAAAAACCCCCUAUGUCAUUCUGCCAGCAUGUGAUGCUUUCGAAAAAUUCCGGAAGAUCAGUAGAGUGUCUGUGGAUAUUGGAGGGACUCUCAUAAAAGUGGUAUAUUCAUCGGUGAUGGAUGAUGAACUUCCGGAAGAAUCACUGAAUGGACAUGCUCGGAAGUACGCAUAUGAAGAUGGAAAGAGAGUUCUUGUUAAUUUCAAAAAGUUCACAGAUCUUGAUAGAUUGAUCGCUUUUCUCAAAGAGAUUUGGACAGACCGUAAAAGUGGGGAUGUGAUUCAUUGUACUGGAGGAGGAUCCUACAAGUAUUCGGAAAUCAUUAUGAAAGAAUUGGGUGUUCGUCUCCAAAGAACCGAUGAAAUGCGGUCGCUCAUCUUUGGCGUCAACUUCCUAUUGAGCACAAAUGUCGACGAAAGUUUCACUUAUCAUCAUGACGCUAUUGGAAUUAAUAAAUUCCAAUAUCGUCCAAUCGCUGCCGAUCUAAUUUAUCCAUUCCUUCUUGUGAAUAUCGGAACUGGAAUCAGUAUUCUGAAAGUGGAUUCACCAACGAGUUACGAACGAGUUGGUGGAAGUUCAAUGGGUGGAGGAACAUUCAUGGGACUCGGAAGCUUAUUGACUCCAGCUCAAAAUUUCGACGAACUACUUGAAAUGGCGAAUCGGGGAGACCACAGAAACGUUGAUAAGUUGGUAUGUGAUAUUUAUGGAGGAGCUUACGAUGAGCUCGGAUUGAAAGCGGAUCUUAUUGCUGGAUCAAUGGCGAAGUGUAAUCGAUUUGGUGAAGCGCCAAUGAAGCAGACACAUAAACCAGAAGACAUUGCUAAAUCACUUCUUUUGAUGGUCAGCAACAAUAUUGGACAGAUGGCCUAUCUCUACGGAACCAGAUACAAUUUGAAGAGGAUAUACUUUGGAGGUUAUUUCAUUCGUCAAGAUCCAAUUACAAUGAGAACUCUUUCGUUUGCCAUCAACUAUUGGAGCAAGGGAGAAAUUGAAGCAUUGUAUUUGAAGCACGAAGGAUAUUUGGGUGCUAUGGGUUCAUUUUUAGACGAGGAUGGUAAAUUGGACGAUUGA